UUUAAGUAUUUUAUCCCAUGUCAAGAGCAGGCUUCUUCUUCUGGUUGGGGUUCAUAGGUGUAGUGUAUGCGAUUGUGUGUGGCUGGAUUCUUGAGCGUCAGUCACCGAAAGCCAGGCUUCUAAGCGGCGAUGAAGCUCCAGUUCUGGCUGAUUUUAGUACCUGCAACGUGGAGCCGCCAGACUUUUCCUGUGAACGGGAAUUCUUUUUCGGCCUUGCGACUGCACCAGCUCAUGUAGAAGACAAGCUGAACGACUCCUGGUUGGAGUUUGCGCAAGAGAAGAGAUUCAAUGUGAGAGCAUGGCAUAACAUUCCACAACCCGAUGAGCGCCUCCGUUUCUGGUCGAAUCCCGAGGUAGAGCUUAAGCUGGCGAAAGAAACGGGAGUGAGUGUGUUUCGACUGGGCAUAGACUGGGGUCGAAUUGUGAUAGCUGAGCCAGUGAAUGGCAUCGAGCAAGUGGUGGAUAAAGCAGCAGUAGAGCAAUACAAAAAGAUCCUUAAAAGUGUCUUGGAUCACGGCAUGCGAGUUAUGCUCACUCUUUUCCAUCAUUCUCUUCCAAAGUGGGCUUUGCCAUAUGGAGGCUGGACGGACACUAGGACGAUUAAGUACUUCACGGAGUUUGCAAGGUUUGCCGAUGAGAAUUUUGGAGAGUAUGUUGAUUACUGGGUGACAUUCAACGAGCCACACAUAUUUGCCUUGCUCACUCACUGUUCCGGAACCUGGCCACCGGGUGUUCGACUGUCGCUGUUUUCCUCUUUGUUGUGUUUCUCCCCGCUCGGUGAUUAUGGGAAGGCUAUACGGGCGAUAAGCUCUGCGCAUAUUGCUGCGUAUGAUGUGCUCCACGAAAGAAAUCCAAAGGCCGUCGUAGGAGUUGCUCAUCAUGUGGGAGUGAUCAAGCCUUAUGGUUUUCUCGACAUUCCCGCCUCGCUUUUGUCCAAGUGGCUCACUCAGUUUCACUGGAUUGAUUUAAUCCAAGACCACCUUGACUUCUGUGGGAUAAAUUACUAUGGCCAGGAAAUUCUGUCUGCGGCUGGGCUGAUGCUAGACGAACGAGAAGAGUACAGUGAGGCUGGUAGAGGAGUCUAUCCUAAUGGACUGCUCGAAAUACUCGAAGCGUUUCACGAUCGUUACAAGACGCGCAAGCCUGAGCUCAGAUAUAUCAUUACAGAGAACGGCUUUUCGGACGCUCGUGAUAUUUUACGAAGGCCAUACCUGAUCGAACACUUGCUGGCCGUGAGCACAGCUUUGAAGAAGGGCAUUCCAAUCGAUGGUUACAUCCACUGGACAAUCUCAGACAACUGGGAAUGGGCAGAUGGUUACUGUCCAAAGUUCGGCCUUGUGUCGGUCGAUCGCUUCAAUGAUCUGAGACGAGUUCCACGGCCAUCUUACUACCUCUAUCAGCAGAUCGUGCGAGGCAGGAGAGUAACGCGGCAAAUGAGAGUGGAGGCGUGGGAUGUGCUACAAAAGGAAGUAAGAAGAGGUAGCAUGAGACCGUUUUGUAGAGGAUUUGAUGCACACGGCAGGAUGUGGGCAGAUGGUCUUGACACUCCGGCAAUGCGAGCUUAUUCUGCAAAAGACUGGAGAUUUGGAGAGUAUCAAUCGCCGGGCAUUGUCAUUUACGCGGGGAGGUCACUCGACGUUCUCCGCAUCCUUGCCAGUGAUACUAUCAAAGCUCUAAAGAAUCUCAUCGCCAGCGACAAACAUUAAGAAAGCUUGGAAAUGAGUUUGGUUGAAUGAUCACUGGGAUUCUUGACGACCAAAAAAAAACUUGUUUUGUAUUCCUUGAUAUAUGAUAUGAUUAUUAGAAAGUAAAGCAAGCACAAGUACCUGUAUCUAAA
Messenger RNA from Selaginella moellendorffii, 1837 nucleotides. RefSeq names its product beta-glucosidase-like SFR2, chloroplastic. NCBI's taxonomy places the organism in Eukaryota, Viridiplantae, Streptophyta, Lycopodiopsida, Selaginellales, Selaginellaceae. The transcript is spliced from 10 exons. The record is from RefSeq and is a predicted model, not a curated record. Gene Ontology annotation, biological process: carbohydrate metabolic process. Bases 18 to 1706 code for a protein of 562 amino acids. Gene Ontology annotation, molecular function: beta-glucosidase activity.